UAUUUCUAUCUUGUCUAUAGUUGUAUUAGUAAUCGACAUUUUUGUGCACUCCGUUGAAUUUAUUCCAAUUAGUAUUUUAAUUCAAUAUGGAUGAUUUUGGUGACAGUUUUGUCCAGCCUGAAGUAGAUCCUGCGGCAGAGUUUCUGGCUCGCGAACAAGAUCAACUUGCGGGGUUAGAGGAUGAACUGGAAACCAGUGCUCCGCCCCCUGUUGUACCCGCAGCUUCCAGUGAAUUGGGUGAUGAUUUUGUCCAAAUACCAAGUACAGCCACACUAGAAGCAAAUGGCAUGCUGGAGGAGGAGCCUGCGCCAUCAGUGUUCAGACAGGAGCGUGAGGAACCAGAGAAGAUAAGGCUGUGGCGUGAGGAACAGAAGCUCAGACUGGAAGAGAAAGAUGCUGAAGAAGAAAGAAAAAAAGAGGAGAUGCUUAAGAUAGCAAAGAAAGAGCUAGAGGACUGGUACAAGACUCAUGAUGAGCAGAUUGCCAAGACCAAGGCAGCUAACAGGGAGUCUGCUAAGAACGCGGAGCGCGCGCUGGCGAAGGGGUCGGAGAGCGGCGUGGAGGAGGGCGGCGAGUGGGCGCGCGUGGCGGAGCUGUGCGACUUCGGCCCGCGCCGCGGCCGCGACGUGGCGCGCCUGCGCGGGCUCGUGCUGCAGCUCAAGCAGGCCGGCGUGCGCCCCAAGCACCCGCCCCGAGCUGCCAAAGUGGCCUGAAUCAACAGUGAGCUAGCCUAAUACUUUACUGUAAUCAGUCUCUGGUUGAAUAACCUAAAAUUAUAUAAAUAUAGAUAAUGUUAAUGGAUGCACCAUGUUAUAAAUAAAUAACAAUCAUUGUUCGAAA
This is a messenger RNA of Cydia pomonella (codling moth), 840 nucleotides long. It is a transcript of the gene Clc, whose product is annotated as clathrin light chain. NCBI's taxonomy places the organism in Eukaryota, Metazoa, Arthropoda, Insecta, Lepidoptera, Tortricidae. Gene Ontology annotation, biological process: clathrin-dependent endocytosis; intracellular protein transport; clathrin coat assembly. The record is from RefSeq and is a predicted model, not a curated record. Gene Ontology annotation, cellular component: synaptic vesicle membrane; plasma membrane; clathrin coat of trans-Golgi network vesicle. Gene Ontology annotation, molecular function: clathrin heavy chain binding; structural molecule activity. The coding region runs from base 87 to 713 and encodes 208 amino acids. The transcript has 6 exons.